CGAAACUGAUUUUAUAAAACUUACUGUAUAAUGUAAAUGUUGACAGCUAUGACAAAAAGUGCCUCAACUUUUGUUUCCCGCUGCUCCUCACCUUUCCUGCGUGUAGUCUUUAAUUAUGUAACUAAGUUAUUUUUCCAUCCUGUUCGUCGUGAGCAGUUUGUUUUGUGUAGCGUUAUUUUGACCAAUCACGCGCGGCUUUAACAAAAAAGCAACAAGAAAGGAUGUUAGACUUCAAAGAGCGAACGACCCAUCUCUAAGCAUCGUCACAAAGUUGGUACUUUAUUCCCGACUCGGACAACAGUGGGGAACAUCAAAGCUUUUGGAAGAAGAAGACGAAGCAGCAACGACAUGCCUAUGACGGUGAAAGCUUACCUGCUGGGCGACGACGACGCGGUGAGAGAGAUUCGCAGGUUCACGGUGGACCAGGACGUGUCCAGCAUAUUCGAGUAUCUCAGUGGGAAAAGCUGUGACGUGUUCUCCAAUCUGCAGGGCUCUACCUUCAAAAUGUUCUACAGAGAUGAGGACGAAGACCUGGUGGCGUUCUCUACGGAUGAAGAGCUGGGGAUGGGCCUGGCCUGCAUGGAGGACGGCACUUUACGUAUUUUCAUCAAAGAGAAGGAAGACGUCCCUCUUAAUGCCUUAGCCCCUUCCACCUUCAACCCCCAGCCGACGUGUGCGGGCUGCAACGGCCCCGUGGUGGGCGUCCGCUUCAAGUGCAGCAUCUGUCCCAACUACAACCUCUGCUCCGACUGCCAAGCGCAAGGCACACACGCCAAGCACGGUCUGCUGCCCAUCUCGGAACCGCUGGAGGAGGGCUGCAUGAGGAGCAUGCUGACAAAGGCCAAGGAGCGUUCUAGAAUGUUUUUUUGCCUCGGCAGGUGUUGUUCCCUCGGGGCAAGUGGAUGAAGAUGAGUUCCCUCGGGGCAAGUGGAUGAAGAUGAUGAGACACUUUGAAGCCUUCAUCAAGAAUCAUUGUUUUCUUC
Messenger RNA from Dunckerocampus dactyliophorus (ringed pipefish), 983 nucleotides. RefSeq names its product sequestosome-1-like. The record is from RefSeq and is a predicted model, not a curated record. Gene Ontology annotation, cellular component: aggresome; amphisome. Gene Ontology annotation, molecular function: protein kinase C binding; zinc ion binding; K63-linked polyubiquitin modification-dependent protein binding. The coding region runs from base 349 to 906 and encodes 185 amino acids. Gene Ontology annotation, biological process: endosome organization; aggrephagy; mitophagy. NCBI's taxonomy places the organism in Eukaryota, Metazoa, Chordata, Actinopteri, Syngnathiformes, Syngnathidae. The transcript is spliced from 3 exons.